Messenger RNA from Salarias fasciatus (jewelled blenny), 6026 nucleotides. RefSeq names its product arginine-glutamic acid dipeptide (RE) repeats a (gene rerea). Gene Ontology annotation, biological process: regulation of DNA-templated transcription. Bases 545 to 5236 code for a protein of 1563 amino acids. The record is from RefSeq and is a predicted model, not a curated record. Lineage: Eukaryota; Metazoa; Chordata; Actinopteri; Blenniiformes; Blenniidae. The transcript is spliced from 22 exons. Gene Ontology annotation, molecular function: transcription corepressor activity; chromatin binding; sequence-specific DNA binding. Gene Ontology annotation, cellular component: nucleus.
AGUGCCUCUCGCACGCACACACUGACACGCGCGCACACACUGACUGGCCCGAGCAUCCCGGCACCGAUUACUCCCUCCUUAUCCUCCAGUCCAUCACUCAUGUCGGGGCUGCAUGAGCGGCUGUAGCUCCAGAAGAGCGGCUCUGUCCAGAUUUACAGGUGGCUCUGCAGCCGCUCCGCUCUCUGCUGCUGGCGGCUAACUAACGCUGGCUAAUUGCCCCUGCUGCUGCUGCUGCUGCCCCUGCUGCUGCUGCUGCUAUUGUUUGCUGUUGCAGUCCCUCAUCAAACACACCACAGAUGUUGUAGACCGAGCUCCUUAAGUUUUCUCUUGCAGACUGUCGUUGUGUCAAUACUUGUUGAGAGGCUGUGUGGCAAUGAGCUAGGAGGUGAAUGCAGUCAAGCUUUUCUGAAACACUGGGGUUGUUGGUGUGGCCAAAUUUUCCCUGGAUUUGACUGGUAAAUUCAGAAGACUGAAGCCCAGGCUCACAGUCUACCUUUCACGGAGGCCCAGCCGUGAGAGGACUGAGGAAGGCACGUGGCGGAUCAUGACGGCCGACAAAGAGAAGGAACGGGAGAAAGAGCGGGACAGGGACAGAGACAGGGACCGGGACAAACGAGAGGCCGGUAAGUCCCGCCGGCAGGACGGGGACCGGGGGGACCGGGAGAGCGAGAGCUCCAGGCCCCGGCGCAGUUGCACGCUCGAGGGCGGGGCCAAGAACUAUGCAGAGAGCGAGCACAGCGAGGACGAGGACAACGACAAUGGUAGCACCGGCGGAGGCAGCGGCACGGCCGAAGAAGCCGGCAAGAAGGGCAAGAAGAAGAUGCCCAAGAAGAAGUCCCGCUACGAGCGGACGGAGAACGGAGAAAUCACGUCGUUCAUCACAGAAGAUGAUGUUGUUUACAGACCCGGAGAUUGUGUGUACAUUGAGAGUCGGCGGCCCAACACUCCUUACUUCAUUUGUAGCAUUCAGGAUUUCAAACUGAGUAAACGGGACCAUCUGCUGAUGAAUGUGAAAUGGUACUACCGCCAGUCAGAGGUGCCUGACUCCGUCUACCAGCACCUGGUCCAGGACCGCAACAAUGAGAACGACUCGGGCCGGGACCUGGUCAUCACAGACCCGGUGGUCCGGAGUCGAGAGCUCUUCAUCUCCGACUACGUGGACACUUACCAUGCUGCUGCUCUCAGGGGGAAAUGCAACAUUUCCCAUUUCUCCGACAUUUUUGCUGCCAGGGAGUUCAAAGCCCGCAUCGACUCCUUUUUCUACAUCCUGGGAUAUAAUCCAGAGACCAGGCGACUAAACAGCACACAAGGGGAGAUCCGAGUGGGACCCAGUCACCAAGCCAAGCUCCCCGAGCUGCAGCCCUUCCCCUCCCCUGGCGGCCAGGCCGUGACCGAGAACGAGGAGCUGGUCUGGAUGCCCGGGGUCAACGACUGUGACCUUCUCAUGUACCUCAGAGCCGCAAGGAGCAUGGCUGCCUUCGCAGGCAUGUGCGACGGAGGCUCCACAGAAGACGGGUGUCUCGCAGCCUCGAGAGACGACACUACAUUAAACGCACUUAACACUCUACACGAGAGCAGCUACGACGCAGGCAAGGCCCUGCAGCGCCUGGUGAAGAAGCCCGUCCCCAAGCUGAUCGAGAAGUGCUGGUCGGAGGACGAAGUGAAGCGCUUCAUUAAAGGGUUGAGACAGUUCGGCAAAAACUUCUUCAGGAUCCGGAAAGAGCUGCUGCCCAACAAAGAAACGGGAGAGCUCAUUACGUUCUACUACUACUGGAAGAAGACCCCCGAGGCGGCCAGCUGCCGAGCCCACCGCCGACACCGCCGCCAGCCCGUCUUCCGCCGCAUCAAGACGCGGACCGCCUCCACGCCCGUCAACACCCCCUCCCGACCGCCCUCCAGCGAGUUCUUGGACCUCAGCUCGGCCAGCGAAGAUGACUUUGACAGCGAAGACAGCGAACAGGAGCUGAAGGGCUACGCCUGCCGCCACUGCUUCACCACCACCUCCAAGGACUGGCACCACGGGGGCCGCGAGAACAUCUUGCUGUGCACCGACUGCCGCAUCCACUUCAAGAAGUACGGCGAGCUGCCCCCCAUCGAGAAGCCCGUGGACCCGCCGCCAUUUAUGUUCAAACCUGUCAAAGAGGAAGAGGAUGGACUCAGCGGGAAGCAUAGCAUGAGGACCCGACGGAACCGAGGCUCGAUGUCGACGCUACGUAGUGGUCGUAAGAAGCAGACAGCCAGUCCGGAUGGCCGAGCCUCGCCAACCAACGAGGACCUGCGCUCCAGCGGGCGCACGUCGCCCAGCGCCGCCAGCACGGACAGCACCGACAGCAAGACGGACUCCAUGAAGAAGCCGAGCAAGAAGAUUAAAGAAGAAGCUCCUUCACCGAUGAAGAGCGCCAAGCGGCAGCGGGAGAAGGGGGCGUCGGACACGGAGGAGCCGGAGAGAACCGGCGCCAAGAAGACCAAGACACAGGAGCUGAGCCGGCCGGACUCGCCGUCGGAGUGCGAGGGCGAAGGCGAGGGCGAGAGCUCUGACGGACGCAGCAUCAACGAGGAGCUGAGCAGCGACCCGAAGGACAUCGACCAGGACAACCGCAGCUCCUCGCCCAGCAUCCCCAGCCCGCGCGACAACGAGAGCGACUCGGACUCGUCGGCGCAGCAGCAGCAGCUGCUGCAGAGCCAGCACCCGCCCGUCAUCCAGUGCCAGCCGGGCGGCGGCGCCGCCUCCUUGGCCCCGCCCCCGCCCACGACGUCGGCCCCCUCGCUGCCCCCGCAGGUCUCACCGACCGCGGCCUCCGCCUCUCUACCUCCCCAGCCGCUGCCCCAGGCGAGCCCCCUGUCUCUGAUCCAGUCCGGAGCGUCGCUCCACCCUCAGAGGCUUCCCUCGCCGCACUCGCCCCUCACUCAGGCUCCGCCCCCCGGCCCGCCGGUCCCUCCUCAGUCCUUACCCAGCCCGCACCACGGACCCAUGCCUCCCAUGCCACACCCCCUGCAGCCCGGCCCCUCGCACACGCCCCACCCGCUCGCCAUCACCCCUCAGGGAUUCCCCGUGGGCCCGCCUCAGGUCCCGCCCCCGCCGGUCUCCGGCCAAUCGCAGCAGAGGCCUCACUCGCCUUCCCCCCAGUCGCAGUCGUCCUCUCAGAGCGGAGGCCAGCCUCCCCGGGAGCAGCCGUUACCCCCCGCCCCCAUGUCCAUGCCUCACAUCAAGCCCCCGCCCACCACGCCCAUCCCUCAGAUGCCCACGCCCCAGUCCCACAAGCACCCCGCCCACGUGUCCGCGCCGCCAUUUCCUCAGAUGCCUUCAAACCUGCCUCCGCCGCCGGCCCUCAAGCCCCUCAGCUCCUUAUCCAAUCACCACCCGCCCUCGGCGCACCCGCCCCCCCUGCAGCUGAUGCCCCAGGGGCAGCAGCUGCAGCCGCCGCCGGCGCAGCCGCCGGUCCUCACGCAGUCGCAGACGCUGCCGCCGUCGGCCGGCCACCAGCCUCCCCCGGCCCCUCCCCUGCCGCCCUCGGCGGCGGCGCCGCACCCCAACGGACCGCCUCAGCCGCCGUUCUCCUCGCACCCCUUCAACACAGUUCUACCUCCGACCGGCCCCCCUCCCUCCUCGUCGGCCCCCAUGCCCGGCCUGCAGCCGCCGCCGCCGCCGUCCUCCGCCGCGUCCUCGUCCAUCUCCAUGCCGCUGCCCGCCUCGGUGCCGUGCGCCGGGCCGGGCCAGGCGCUGCCGCCCGUGCACAUCAAAGAGGAGCCGCUGGACGAGACGGAGGAGCCGGAGAGCCCCCCUCCCCCGCAGAGGAGCCCCUCCCCCGAGCCCACCGUGGUCAACACGCCCAGCCACGCCAGCCAGUCGGCACGGUUCUACAAGCACCUGGACCGCGGCUACAACUCCUGCGCCCGCACAGACUUCUACUUCACGCCGCUCGCCUCGUCCAAACUGGCCAAGAAGCGGGAGGAAGCUCUGGAGAAAGCCAAGAGAGAAGCGGAGCAGAAGGCGCGGGAGGAGAAGGAGCGCGAGCGGGAGCGAGAGAAGGAGCGAGAACGAGAGCGUGAGCGGGAGAAGGAGGCGGAGCGAGCGGCGGUGAGCGGCCGUCUGUCUUCUCUUUCUCUGCUUCAGGGUUUUCUCUGUUCCUCAACACGUCUUCUCUUCCGCCCGCAGAAAGCUUCCAGCUCCUCCCACGAGGGCCGGAUGGGCGAGCCGCAGAUGACCGGCCCCGCCCACAUGCGGCCGCCGUUCGACGGCCCGCCCACCACGAUAGCCGCCGUGCCUCCGUACAUCGGCCCCGACACGCCGGCGCUGCGCACGCUCAGCGAGUACGCGCGGCCGCACGUCAUGUCGCCCACCAACCGGAACCACCCCUUCUUCAUGUCGCUGAACCCCGCCGACCCCCUGCUGGCCUACCACAUGCCCAGCCUGUACAACGCCGACCCCGCCAUGCGGGAGCGCGAGCUGCGGGAGCGCGAGAUGCGCGAGCGGGAGAUCCGGGAGCGCGAGCUGCGGGAGCGGAUGAAGCCGGGCUUCGAGGUGAAGCCGCCGGAGAUGGACGCGCUGCACCCCUCCACCAACCCCAUGGAGCACUUCGCCCGGCACGGCGCCAUCACGCUGCCCCCCAUGGCCGGCCCCCACCCCUUCGCCUCCUUCCACCCGGGCCUCAACCCGCUGGAGCGCGAGCGGCUGGCGCUGGCGGGGCCGCAGCUGCGGCCCGAGAUGAGCUACCCGGAGCGGCUGGCGGCCGAGCGGCUGCACGCCGAGCGCAUGGCCACCGUGGCCAACGACCCCAUCGCCCGGCUGCAGAUGUUCAACGUGACGCCGCACCACCACCAGCACUCGCACAUCCACUCCCACCUCCACCUGCACCAGCAAGACCCGCUCCACCAAGGGUCCGGGGCCCACCCGCUGGCCGUGGACCCCCUGGCAGCCGGACCGCACCUCGCCCGCUUCCCCUACCCGCCCGGCGCCAUCCCCAACCCGCUGCUGGGCCAGCCGCCGCACGAGCACGAGAUGCUGCGCCACCCGGUGUUCGGUACCCCGUACCCGCGGGAGCUGCCCGGCGGCCUGCCCCCGCCCAUGUCGGCCGCCCACCAGCUGCAGGCCAUGCACGCCCAGUCGGCGGAGCUGCAGCGGCUCGCCAUGGAGCAGCAGUGGCUGCACGGCCACCACCACAUGCACGGCGGCCCGCUGCCCGGACAGGAGGACUACUACAGCCGGCUGAAAAAGGAGAGCGACAAGCAGCUGUGAGGGAGGCGGCGCCCGGCGGCGGCGGAUACAGAGCUGUCCUGCGAACACACCCAGCUUCGAAGAACAGGAAAAGGCCAAGUGGAUCGUCUGAGAAUCCUCCUGAUGUUCUUUUAGUUCCUGUCCAGGACUUCUUUUGCUUUUUGUUUUUAUUUUUGUUUUGUUUUUUUAUAUAUUAUUACUGUUCUUACUUUCCAGGACUUCCUUUGGUAUCUAGCCGGUAGUGACGACGUCGUUACUCGACUCCCGCAUGAAACGCUUCCCGACGUUCUUUUGUAGGUGCUAGAACGAGACACUGUGCUUACCCAGAGAAAAAAAACGAGAAAAAUAAAAAACCAACCGACCGGUCAGAAAUAACAAGUGCUAUCUUAAAUUCAACAUUUAUUUUAAUACAUUGUUGGAGGUUUUUCAUAAUUUUAAGAGAAGCUACCGCAUGGCGUUUUCCAGUCUGUACAUAGUAUAUAUAAACAUAUAAUUAUUAUUAUAAUUAUUAUUAUUAUUCCUCGGUGUGGACUCAAGUCGUUUCAGCCUCCAAUAGUUUUGAAGCAUUAUCCCUUGUUUCAGAGGGGAGCCGCCAUGGCAUUACCGGUGUCCGCCAGUCUGUCCCUCACACACACACACACGUCGCGUCGCGUCACGUCACGCCCGCCUCAUCCGUUCGUCAGAAUGUGUAAAACUCCGCGCGUUGAGUCCGAAGACACUUGAAGUGACUCGGUAGUCGCUGACACUUCUGUGGAGUGCCGAGUAUCGAGAAGAACCAACUUUGCACUGAAGGAGAAUCCUCGAGCUUUUA